AACUGAUAGGAGUGCUGGCUGACAUCAAAAGGGGCAGUACUGCCUGCCUCAAUCCACAUCUUCCCAAGUUCUUCCACGUGGAAAUACCAGCACUUACUGUGAACGUGCCUUGAGCUGUGUCAAAGAGCUGCUCUGGCUAAAAACUGUUCAUCCCUUCUCCCUUGUCAGAUGAGAUUUCAACCAGAGCAGUUAUCCAGUCUUUUAGUGGCACAUAGGCUCAGGUUGUAGGGAUUUUUUUUGCCCCAUUUCUCAAAAGUUUUUCUUUGGCUUAAGAAAACUGAGGGACAAGUUUUUAAGCUUCUCCAUCUUGUAGCUUACGGGUUUAUGGUCCCCACCUGUUUGGUCAUUUGGUCUGCUGGCUUUGCAGGAGGAAAUGGGUGACUGCUUCAGUGCAGUUUGUCUGACUUGGCAUAAACUGGCCUUCACUGGCUGCAUGAGGUUUUCUUUGGUUCUGGAAGCAGCAGGGUGUUUGGUUGCCAACUGACCUGAUACUUGUGCUCCACCUUGGAAAGAUCUACAGUGGGAGACAUUUACCUUCACAUACCACACAGUUCUCUGCAUCAGAAGAAAGGGACUUCAUGUGUAAGAGUGGUUCAAGAGGAUGAUGUAAUGUUGAUAACACUGAAGGUGUCCUGAGAACAACUGACUUCAUAAAAGUCUUCUCCCUCCCCUCCUUUUUUUUUUUUUUUUUUUUUUUAAAAGUAACUUCCUCUCCUAGAAACUACAAGCAAGAUGCCAGCCAAGACUCCCAUCUACUUGAAAGCUGCUAACAAUAAGAAAGGGAAGAAGUUCAAACUAAGGGAUAUCUUGUCUCCUGAUAUGAUCAGUCCACCACUUGGAGAUUUUCGUCAUACCAUACACAUUGGAAAAGAGGGACAACAUGAUGUUUUUGGAGACAUCUCCUUUUUGCAGGGCAAUUAUGAGCUAUUGCCUGGAAAUGAAGGAGAAACCAGAGUUAGCCAGCCUGGUGGCCACAACGAAUUUUUAAGGGCAAACAGCACUUCUGAAUCCAUGUUUACAGAAACUCCAUCACCAGUGCUCAAAAAUGCUAUUUCCCUUCCUGCCAUUGGGGGUUCUCAAGCCCUUACGUUGCCCUUAUUGUCACCAGUGACAUUUAAUUCAAAGCAAGAAUCCAUCAGGUCAUCAAGAAAUCCUAGGCUUAGCUGUGAGCCAGUAAUAGAAGAAAAAUUGCAGGAGAAAAGUCAACAGAUGGAGGAUGAAGAAACAUACAAAGAUGAUAUAUGGGAGCAAAAUGGUUCCUCACAUUUUACUAAUGGUACAGACAGUCACUCAUCCAGCUUUUCUGAACGAUGCACUGAAUGGCAAACAGUUGAUUUAUUUGAUGACAGCCAACUUUCAUGUGAACUAACCAAGACAAAGACUAAGUCAGAAGAAUCCAUUUCAGAUCUUGCAGGCUCUCUUCUCUCACUGCAACUUGACUUGGGACCAUCACUUUUGGAUGAGGUCCUCAAUGUAAUGGACAAGAAUAAAUCUUAGAACUGGUACUCCCUUGCUUCUUUACAAAUUAUUCACUUAAAUGAGCAAGCAAGCAAAAAACAUGGCUAAAAAGUAGAGACACUUAAAAAUCAGCUGUAUUUGCAGUUGUUUGACGGGUUUUCUAAAAAUAUUCUUAAAUUGCUAUUUUUUUACCUAUUGUUUUUCAUGAUUUUUAUGACACUAAAUUCUCAUAGCAGGAAGGUUAAUUUUAAUAACAGUUUUCAGCAAAUAUAAAAUGUUUUUAAGUACCAGUAUUAAUGAUCAGAAACUGAAGAAACAGAGUUUGAGGAUGAUGCCGAUUGUGACAUUUGGUUAGUUCACUUCUAAGGGCUUCUGAAUAUAUGAGAAUCUAGAAGUGUCAGAAAGGAGACUGAUAUUAUUCACUGUUAUAAAUUAUUACAACAUCACUUUACAUGUAGGCCUCUUUCUAGAACUUUGUGUUUGAGGGUUUGACAGUGUUUUUCUUCAUUUUCCAUAGUAGUAUUUCUGUUAUACCUUCACUGUAACUACUUUCUUAGUCUCAUACUACCACUCUGUAUUCAGAUGUUAGCAAUUUGAACGCUUUUUCUGCUUGAACACCUGGUCCAGAGUCUCAGCUGCUUGAAAUGAGUAUGCACAAAUUUACAGAAAUUGAGGCUUGGGCCUGACAUUGUAUAUGAAAUGAUAUGUUGUAAACAAGUGACACAUGCAAGAUAUUACGGUUAAAUUAUUUUAAAAGUUGAAAUAUAUUUUUUGUGUGCAUAUUGGCUUUUUUCUGCAGGCCCUACACAUAGAGUAUCUCAUCAAAAUAGUUGCUUGGCAUUGUUGGUGCUCUUCUGAAAAUUGUGUAUCUGUGUGUUUGAAAAAGAAAUAUGUAUUGAUAGUCCUUGCUUUUUUUUUUCAUUUAUUGCCACACAUGCUUAAAAUUUACAACUGAUUAUUUUAAUUUUGGAAGAAGGCACUUGGUUAUUCACAAUGCUUGUGAUGUGUGCUGCAACAGCCAAUGUUUGGGGAAAUGUGGAUCCUUUAAUACAGUACCUACAUGGAUUGCAUAGCUAUUUUGUGCAAUACAAUAAAAAAAAACACAACAACA
This is a messenger RNA of Apus apus (common swift), 2569 nucleotides long. RefSeq names its product CDC42 effector protein 3 (gene CDC42EP3). The coding region runs from base 733 to 1497 and encodes 254 amino acids. The record is from RefSeq and is a predicted model, not a curated record. The transcript has 2 exons. Lineage: Eukaryota; Metazoa; Chordata; Aves; Apodiformes; Apodidae.